AUGCUGAUGAAUAUGUUGUCCAGCACGAGACGACUGGUCUUGCAGAGCACCAGAAUGGCAUCGUUUCUCAUCAACGACGGCAAAUACGCUUUUUUGAAAGAACUUGGCCUUUCGGAGAACAACUGCGGUGUGUACCAUGGUAAAUGGGCCGCAUCGGGACCAGUUGUGCAGUCAGUGUGUCCGGCUAACAAUAAACCGAUAGCCAAUGUGCAAAAUGGUACCGCUGACGAUUUCGAAAUUGCGGUAACAGAGGCCAGGAAGGCAUACGAGAAAUGGUGCGAAGUUCCUGCACCAAGACGAGGCGAAAUCGUUCGCCAGAUUGGCGAGAAACUACGGUCACAACUUCAGAACUUGGGUAAACUGGUCUCCAUGGAAAUGGGCAAGAUCUUGCCUGAAGGUGUAGGUGAAGUCCAGGAAUACGUCGAUAUCUGUGACUUCGCUCUCGGCUUGUCAAGAUCUCUAAAUGGACAGAUUUUACCAUCUGAAAGACCAGGGCAUGCGCUGCUCGAGCAAUGGAAUCCAUUAGGAGUUGUUGGUGUAAUAUCUGCCUUCAAUUUCCCAUGUGCCGUAUAUGGAUGGAACAAUGCUCUAGCUUUGGUUACGGGUAAUGCUGUGAUCUGGAAGCCAGCACCGUCAACUCCACUUACUGCUAUUGCUGUAACUAAGCUCGUUGAAGGAGUUUUGAAAGCUAAUGAUUUGCCGGGAGCAUUGUGCUCUCUCGUCUGCGGAGAGGGUGAAGUCGGACAAGCCCUUGUGAAAGAUAAGCGCGUGAAUUUGGUCAGCUUCACCGGAUCAACAGAUGUUGGACGAAUUGUAGGGCAACAAGUGCAGCAACGGUUUGGCAAACUCCUUCUCGAACUUGGAGGCAACAAUGCUAUUGUUGUUAACGAUGACGCAGAUUUGGACAUGGUCGUACCUGCUACCGUAUUUGCUGCCGUAGGAACCGCUGGGCAAAGGUGCACAACGACUAGACGAUUGAUCGUGCACGAAUCCAUAUAUGACACCUUGUUAGAGCGAGUUAAGCGUGCUUAUGCCCAGUUUGAGUCCCGAAUUGGAGAUCCCUUGGAAGCUAACACUAUCAUUGGACCACUACAUAAUCAACAAGCAGUUAUGUCGUAUAAGGCAGCGGUCGCCGAAGCUGUCGCUACUGGUGGAAAAGUCGAGUACGGUGGAAAAGUGCUUGAAGGUGACGGAAACUUUGUGCUGCCGACGAUCAUUACCGGACUUCCUCAUGAUUCUCCUGUUAUUUUACGAGAAACGUUUGCUCCCAUCCUUUAUGUUAUCAAGGUGAAAAAUUUGGACGAAGCGAUCAAAGUCAAUAACGAGACCACACAAGGACUCAGUUCAUCCCUGUUCACUACAAAUAUCCAAAACUUCUUCAAAUGGAUGGGACCGAAGGGAAGUGAUUGCGGCAUUGUGAAUGUGAACAUCCCAACUUCUGGUGCCGAGAUUGGCGGUGCUUUUGGUGGUGAAAAGGAAACGGGUGGUGGCCGCGAAUCUGGAUCCGACGCUUGGAAACAGUACAUGAGGAGGUCGACUUGCACCAUCAACUACAGCAAAGAACUGCCUCUUGCCCAAGGAAUCAAGUUCGAAUGAUCCAUUGCGACGAUGCACUCUUUUUAGAUUUAUAGAGCACUGGUUAUAUUUCAUGGCAAAUUACUCACCUCGGUUAUGCACUACGGUUUUUACUUAUGUUUCACCUCAGAGUCUAUUGACAUAUCACCGGUGCAGUUUUACCUUGCGGGAGUUUCAUACUUUGUUUUAAUCCAUUUCAGUUUUGAAGUCCAUGGUCUUGUUUGACUUUGUUGUGGGACCUCUGACCCCAGCUCACUUUUGUGAAAAACUCGAUUGACCGAUUGUUUUUAAUCUGUGAAAGUUUUAGCUAUUUUAUACGUUGUGAUACCUUCUGAGUACUUUGUCGCUGUUGAAAUAUGUUGACUGUUUUACAUAAAUCUUUGGCUGC
Cylicocyclus nassatus is the source of this 1963-nucleotide messenger RNA. NCBI's taxonomy places the organism in Eukaryota, Metazoa, Nematoda, Chromadorea, Rhabditida, Strongylidae. The record is from the annotation of a GenBank genome assembly.